Striga asiatica is the source of this 1629-nucleotide messenger RNA. NCBI's taxonomy places the organism in Eukaryota, Viridiplantae, Streptophyta, Magnoliopsida, Lamiales, Orobanchaceae. The record is from the annotation of a GenBank genome assembly.
GCGGGACAAGGCGGGGGUCCUUUUGGUCGCCACCAAUUUUUUGUCUACUUUUAAUUUCCCGCUCCUCUCUUUAAUCUGCCACCAUUCAUUCCACUCUCUCUUUCUCAGGAUCUUCAUUUUCCACUGAGAAAGCACCGUGUAUUCUCCACAAAGGUUUCAUUUUUGAAGUUUGUGUUUGUGAAUCAAGAUGCUGAGAAUUAAUCGACGCCGGGGAAAUCAGUGAUUUGAGUUCGCCUGAAGUAAGCGUUAAUUCGACUAGUUGGAGUUCUGGUGAUGGCUGAGGGAAACGCAUCAGAAGGGUUUGCUAAACCGAGGCAAGUCCUCGGCGAUCUCACCAAUCUACUCGGAAAAAGGGGAUCUUCUGAGACUGAAAAAAUUGGGGUCAAGAGUUCAAAUUUCAUCGACAAAGAUUCAGCCAAAAGGAUCCGUGUUAUGCCUCCUGCUCAAUCUGAGAUUCAUUCACCGAAAGCCAAUAUUUUAUCUAGCAUCCCAAAUUCAACCAACAAAGCCACGAGUGCCAACACGAAUCAAUUGCUGUGUCAAACCGUUUGCAAUAUCUCAAACAAUCUCAAUUCUGACGUCAACAACGAUGCUUUUCCAAAUGUGAAUCUCAAGGCUGCUGAAAAUUUUGAUAGCCCAAACUUGACUGAUCUGAAAGAGGAAAGAGUGAUGAGUUCUACUGCCUUUGAGGAGAAUGAGAUUCAAGAAUUCGGCCAGAGUGAGUUCGUCAAUCUUGAAGGAAAUAAAAAUGACCUUAAUAUAAGCUCAAAAGAGUCUAAGGUAGUUGAGGAUAUUUGUGUUAAAUCCGAUGAUGGGUUGAGUGAUGCUUUAGAGGCAGCUACUGAGACUGGUGUCUAUUGUCUGGAUAAAGAUAGUGGUUUUGAUGGCUAUGAGUCCAAAGGAAGUCAGAGUGAUGCAAACGAGUGUCUUCAUCAUCCACCUUGUCAUGAUGGUGAUGAACAUAAUUUGGCAUUGAGUCAGUGUGGCUCGGUUGAUUGCGUGAAUAUUCUACCCGAGUCCCAGGAGUCUACUGUUUUUGGGAUGGAAAAAUUCAUGGAGAUGAGAAAUGGGAAAGAGAAAUGUGUGUCUGAAGAGAUGGAGCCAACAAGAACUUGUUCUUGCUCUUUUUGCAAAAAAGCUCUUAAGAAGAGCCAGAAAGAAGCAAGCAUACUGGCUGAAAGAAUCAUCCGGAGUAAGUGUAUAGAGAGACACAGUGCUGAAAGCUUAACCGGAUCUUCGAGGAUAGGCAAGCUAGGAUUUGAAAGUAGAUUACUACCACUGAAUGAUUUGAGAGAAAAAUGCAAGAGAGACUUGGAGUCGACUGGUGAUGAUCGGUCUGAACAUUAAGGACGUGCUAAAGCUCCUAUUAGUGUCUGUAAGAUUGAUGAAACUUUUACGGUGGAUUAAUUCUCACUUUAUACAUUUCCAAUGUCCAGUUUUAUUUCUUUAAACAGAUGUGUUCCAAAAUUUCUAUGCUUUGUGAAUAUUGCGUUUGUGGAUCCUCAACAUGUUAAUGGUAUUUAUUGUAAUGCACAAAGGGAGUUCCAUGUUACUCAACCACGAGGUUUAUGAGAAUGUUGUUGCUAUCGAGUGACUGAAGAUAGAGAUGUAAAAGUUGUGCAUUAUUUU